AUCAAGAAAAGUAUUUUCUUCAUAUUUUUCUCUCCUGCUUAUUUCCUCACAUGGUAUCAGAGCACAGUGGGCUCUUUUAUUUCUUUAAGAUUUUGUGUUUUUAAUUCUCUACAUCAGCAGCGUUUCGUGCCAACCACCAUCACUUGUUUCAAUCACAUUCUCAGACCAACACCGUUUCCAGUGGUGUUUGUUCGAUCGUGUUCUACUUGUUCCGAUCGUGUUCCUCUUUGCAAAAUUAGUUUCAGAUUUUACUGAUGUGAUUGCUACUGUUUCUCCUACGGGUUCCUCUAAUCUUUCACCCAUAUUUGGCUGUCGUAAUUGCUGUUGUGUGUCUGAAAUUCUCGUUGUGAUUGUUGCUGUUUCUCCUGCAUUAUUUUCUAUGAGUUUUCUCUAAUCUUUCACAGAGAUUUUUCGGAGUUGCAUAUCGACCAUAUAUCAGCCGAAAUUUUUUCUGUACAAAGAUUUUUCGCUCCCAUCUUUUCUGAUGUUCCACUUCGACUCAGUGUUCUGCUUGGUUAGAUUUUCUUUUCUUACAGCAUAUCCUUUUUUUUAUUUAAUUAUGGAGAAAUCUAAUAUUUCGCAACCAAUUUCAACCAUUCUCAAUGGUUCAAAUUAUGUACUGUGGGCUCAAAGUAUGCGUAGUUUCUUGAAAGGUCAAAAAUUAUGGCGGUAUAUUACUGGUGACAUUACACUUCCACAGAAAAUUACUGAUGAGAUAGAUAAGAAGUAUGUUGACCGUCUGGAGGAUUGGGAUAGCAAAAAUCAUCAGAUCAUCACUUGGUAUCAUCAUAUCAUCACUUGGUUUCGUAACACCUCAAUUCCCUCCAUUCACCUUCAGUUUGGACGGUAUGAAACAGCUAAGGAAGUGUGGGAUUUGCUUGCAGCCAGGUAUACCACCUCUAAUUUAUCCAGUCAAUAUCAAUUGUGGGAAGAGUUACACAAUUUGAAACAAGAACAUGGAAAGUCCAUUAUUAGUUUUUAUGCUAAGAUGGAGGCUAUUUGGGAUCAGCUUGCUCUCUCAGAACCAACCUUCAAUAACACUGUUGAUAUUAGGAAGUACAUUAAGUAUCGUGAUAAAAUGAGGUUAAUUCAAUUUCUUAUGGCACUUACUGAUGAUUUUGAACCAUGCAGAGCCUCUUUAUUGCAUCAGUCUCUUUUACCUAUCUUGGAUAGUGCUCUCUCACGAUUAUUAUCUAAUGAAACUCGUUUAGGCUCACUUAAGCCUAAACGAGAUACUACUGUGGCUGCAACUAUCAACAAGUUUCCUUCGACUGCUACCAAUGGGGAUACCUUAGUCCAUCCUUCGAUUGGUAAUCUAGAAACCCUUCUUAGACAGAUGGUAUCAUCUUCCUCUACAUCUAUUGCCUUGCCUACCAUCCCAGGUAAAGUUUCUUGGAUUUUUUACUCGGGUUGUUGUAAUCAUAUGACCUCAAACUCUACACUUUUUUCUACAUUAAUUGCUAAUACCACCGCACCUCUUAUCCAUACUGCUGAUGUUUCACAAAUGCAAAAUCCACAGGCAGGACAAAUUCUUGGGAUAGGCCAUAAAGUUGGACGUUUGUUUGAGCUCACCUUCUUGCACAUCCCUUCUAGUUACGUUUCCCAGUUGUGUGCCGUCUCAACAUCUUCCUCCUUGCACUUGUGGCAUCUUCGUCUUGGUCAUGCCUCUAUUAGUAAACUUCGUCCUUUAAUUCAAAAUGGGUCUUUAGGUGUCUUCUUCUCAUCAACCUUCUAUCUUCAAUUCUUCACUAAUCCAUCCCUUGAGUUAUUUCCUAAUGAUGAUGCAGGGUCUCCUAAUGAGCUUUCAAAUGAUCAAACUUCCACGGUUCCUGUUUCAAAAGAUGUCUCUUCUGUGGAUAUUGCACUUGGAACAAAUGAGAUUGAAAAUCCACCAGUUACUUCCUCUUCUAGUCAUUAUACGCAGUCCUGCAAGGAAGCUUCUUUAGAUCCUUUAUGGCAGCAAGUUAUGAAAGAGGAAUUACAAGCUUUGGAAAAGACAGGUACUUGGGACUUGGUUGAUCUUCCUACUGAUAAGACUCUUGUUGGAUGCAAGUGGGUAUACAAGAUCAAAACUCAUUCUGAUGGAUCUGUGGAGUGCUAUAAGACACGUCUGGUGGCAAAGGGUUUUACGAAGGAAUAUGGCAUUAACUAUGAGGAGACCUUUGCUCUUAUUGCUCGUCUUACCACAGUACAUAUUUUACUAGCUAUUGCUGCUAUAUGUAAAUGGAAGCUGUUUCAGAUGGAUGUGAAGAAUGCCUUUCUUAAUGGUGAUUUGGAAUACAAGGUUUAUAUGAAAUCACCUCCUGGACUUACUCCUCCUUCGAAUAAGGGAAUGGUUCUCUUACUCAUAUAUGUUGAUGAUAUGAUUAUCACUAGAGAUGAUGUUUCAGGGAUUGAUGAGCUUAAGCAAUUUCUUAGCCACAAAUUUGAGAUGAAAGACCUUGGCUCUUUGAGUUAUUUUUUGGGACUUGAAGUUACAUCCUCAGAUGCUGGUUAUCUUCUUUCUCAAAUGAAAUAUGCAUCAGAUCUCAUAUCUAAAAUCGAUCUCACUGAUAGUAAGAAUGUCUCCACACCUCUUGAACCGAAUGUUAAGCUCACACCAUUAGAUGGUUCUCCACUCCCUGACCCUACUCGUUAUCGGCAAUUGGUUGGUAGUUUUACUAUGACACACCCAGACAUAGCAUAUGCAGUUCAUGUUGUUAGUUAGUUUAUGGCUGCUCCUCGCUCCACUUAUUAUGUCGUUGUACUUCGUAUUAUUCACUAUGUUAAAGGAACACUAUUUCAUGGACUUCACUUCUCAGCUCAUUCCUCCCUUGUCCUUCAUGCAUAUUCAGACGCUGAUUGGGCUGGUGAUCUUACAGAUCGAAGAUCCACUAUUGGCUAUUGUCUCUUUCUUGGUAACUCUCUUAUUUCAUGGCAUAGUAAGAAACAAGCUAUUCCAUC
Molecule: messenger RNA, 2943 nt
Organism: Rubroshorea leprosula
Lineage: Eukaryota; Viridiplantae; Streptophyta; Magnoliopsida; Malvales; Dipterocarpaceae
Source: the annotation of a GenBank genome assembly